Molecule: messenger RNA, 870 nt
Organism: Suillus clintonianus
Lineage: Eukaryota; Fungi; Basidiomycota; Agaricomycetes; Boletales; Suillaceae
Exons: 4
Coding region: 228-662 (144 amino acids)
Source: RefSeq, a predicted model, not a curated record
CCUGCGCCGAUGGCUCGGAGUACUUUCCUGGCCGUCAGCUUCUCAGUCAACAAUGGAGAAGACUCGGGCAAAUUUGACAUGAUACUGUUCAACCGCACUGGUGAAGGAGACACAUGCCGCACGGCAUUAAGGGCAGCGCCUGAUGGUGGUUGUGAUGCUAUUUUGGUCAUCUCCGCCAAACGACGGUAUAGCUUCAGGCCACAGGCCUCAGGCACAAUAAAGAAUAGAUGAAUAAGACACUGUUCCCGUGUCUGCAUUGCCAGGCAGUGCCUCGUACCGUCUCAAAUAAAACAAAUAUCCGUAUCCUCACCUUGCUGCACUUCACGCUCAAGAUGCAAACUGUAAAUCCAGUGGUCGCCACCAUACUUCACCUCCUCCGCACCGCGGCAACGCUUUGCACGGGGAUUGUUUUCCUAUACCUCGCUCGUCGUGAGCCCGAAAUCAAGUUCUACGCAUUCUAUGCUGGAGCAUACGCAAUCGUGAUGGGUGCUUUUGGGCUGAUUGGCUCAAGAAGCGUUUUUCGCAAGGCUCUUGCGAAGAAGAACGAGGCAACGAAACCCCAGUCGAGUGCGGAUACUGCACCUGAAACCACUGGAACGGAGGGCGUUUGGGAAGAUGAGAAGCUUCAAGAAGUUCCCAAGACCGCAGACUUGUUGGUCUGAUCAAUGCCUUUCAAGUACCAAGCAGGUACCUCAUACAUUGUAGUGCGGAACUCAAUUUUCCUCCAAGAUAUGUAGCUCUAAAGUUCUCUUGCCUCGCACAAUCAAUCGUCCACCAAUGUAUUGGUCCAUGUUAAUUUCCAAUGUUUCAUCCACGAGUUUCAUACGACACUUAUCGCUCGCUGCUCAAAAUGCGAUUCUGCAAUCUCCC